GGCGGGAGCAUGGUCCAAGCCCGGCCGAGCGGGGGGACCCGGCGGGUACGCCCCGCCGCCUUAGUAAGCGCCCGGGCGGCGCGGCCCGUGGCCGAACCUGCACGCCAAGCCCGAGAAGGACCGGGACAAGGUGUCUGAGAUGCCGCUGCCGCAGAAGAAGCGCUGGGAGUCCAUGGCCAAGGGGCUGGUGCUGGGCGCACUCUUCACCAGCUUCCUGCUGCUGCUGUACUCCUAUGCCGUCCCCCCUCUGUACACUGGCCUGGCUUCCACCAGGACCCCCGAGGGCGCGGCCCCCUGCUCCCCGGCCCCGAGUGAGCCAGAGGCGCCCACCCCGGCCAACGGCUCGGCGGGAGGCUGCCAGCCGCGGCGGGACAUCGUGUUCAUGAAGACGCACAAGACGGCCAGCAGCACGCUGCUCAACAUCCUGUUCCGCUUCGGCCAGAAGCACGGGCUCAAGUUCGCCUUCCCCAACGGCCGCAACGACUUCGACUACCCCGCCUUCUUCGCGCGCAGCCUGGUGCAGGAUUACCGGCCCGGGGCCUGCUUCAACAUCAUCUGCAACCACAUGCGCUUCCACUACGACGAGGUGCGGGGCCUGGUGGCGCCCAACGCCACCUUCAUCACCGUGCUCCGCGACCCCGCCCGCCUCUUCGAGUCCUCCUUCCACUACUUCGGCUCCGUGGUGCCCUUCACGUGGAAGCUCUCGGGCCGCGACAAGCUGGCCGAGUUCCUGCAGGACCCCGACCGCUACUACGACCCCCGCGGCUACAACGCCCACUACCUCCGCAACCUGCUCUUCUUCGACCUGGGCUACGACAGCGACCUGGACCCCGGCAGCCCGCAGGUGCAGGAUCACAUCCUGGAGGUGGAGCGCCGCUUCCACCUCGUGCUGCUGCAGGAGUACUUCGACGAGUCGCUGGUGCUGCUCAAGGACCUGCUGUGCUGGGAGCUGGAGGACGUGCUCUACUUCAAGCUCAACGCCCGCCGCGCCUCGGCCGUGCCGCGCCUCUCGGGCGAGCUGUACCGGCGCGCCACGGCCUGGAACGUGCUGGACGCGCGCCUCUACCGCCACUUCAACGCCAGCUUCUGGCGCAGGGUGGAGGCCUUCGGGCGCGAGCGCAUGGCCCGCGAGGUGGCCGCCCUGCGGCGCGCCAACGAGCGCAUGCGCCGCAUCUGCAUCGACGGCGGCCACGCGGUGGACGCCGCGGCCAUCCAGGACUCGGCCAUGCAGCCCUGGCAGCCGCUGGGCGCCAAGUCCAUCCUGGGCUACAACCUCAAGAAGAGCAUCGGGCAGCGGCACGCGCAGCUCUGCCGGCGCAUGCUCACGCCCGAGAUCCAGUACCUGAUGGACCUGGGCGUCAACCUGUGGAUCACCAAGCUCUGGAAGUUCAUUCGGGACUUCCUGCGGUGGUGA
Messenger RNA from Dama dama (fallow deer), 1414 nucleotides. RefSeq names its product galactose-3-O-sulfotransferase 1 (gene GAL3ST1). Bases 140 to 1414 code for a protein of 424 amino acids. Lineage: Eukaryota; Metazoa; Chordata; Mammalia; Artiodactyla; Cervidae. Gene Ontology annotation, biological process: myelination; galactosylceramide biosynthetic process. Gene Ontology annotation, cellular component: membrane. The record is from RefSeq and is a predicted model, not a curated record. The transcript is spliced from 3 exons. Gene Ontology annotation, molecular function: galactosylceramide sulfotransferase activity.